AUGACUUUUGAUAGUAAUCCCAAUCAAUACAUGGCAAAGACUGGUGCCUUUAUUGAAGAUGUCAAAUUAGUUAAAAAGGCAUUCGUGUUACCAGGUCAAAGGUAUCUAUUCUUCGAUAUAACACCGGCCAAUUAUACGCUUCAAUUACAGGCAAUGACUGCAGAAAAACUGGAAUUUAAUCUACCAGCAGUAUUCACCAUUGGACCAAAAGAUGAAAAAUCUUCGUUAGAACGAUACGCAAAGUUAUUAGCAGCUAAUGAUAAAAAUAGUGAUCACGUGAAAGAAUUGGUCAGAGGUAUCAUUGAAGGGGAGACGAGAGUCAUUGCCGCCGCCAUGACUAUGGAAGAAAUUUUUCAAGAAAGAAGAGGAUUUAAAGAUCAAGUUAUUAAAAAUGUUCAGGCUGAAUUGGAUCAAUUCGGUUUAUUCAUUUAUAAUGCUAACGUUAAACAACUUCAAGAUACUCAGGGUUCUGAAUACUUUGCUUACAUGCGUAUGAAAACACAUGAAGGUGCCGUGAAUAAAGCAAAAGUUGAUGUAGCAGAGGCCAAAUAUAAGGGAGAUGUUGGAGCUAAAGAACGUGAAGGUCUUACCCGUCAAGAAACGUCAAAGAUUGAAUCCGAUACUGUUAUCGUUGAAAAUGAACGCAAAGUGCAAAUGGCAGAAGCGGAGAUGAACUUGGCGACAAAAAAAUCCGAAUUCGAAAAGAAAACUAAGGUUGCAAGUAUUGAAGCAUCUCAAUCUGCAAAGAUGCGCGAAUUUGAAUUACAAAAAGAAGUUGAAGAACGUAGAUUAUUAUCAGAAACAGAGAGAUUACGAGUACAACAUGUUUCAAAAGCUACAGCAGAAUUUGAAGCUGCAAAAGCUAUUGCGAAUGCGAAAUUAUAUACCUCUCAAAAAGCAGCAGAAGCUGAACUUUAUUUAAAGCAAAAAGAAGCUGAGGGUGUUUUGGCCGUUUAUAACGCCCAAGCUGAAGGUGUUAAGAAUUUGAUGCAAGCUUUUGGUGGUGAUAGAAGCGCUGCUUUACAAUAUAUUAUGGUUGAACGUAAUGUUUUCCAACAAUUGGCAAAAGAAAAUGCUAGUGCUAUUAAAGGUCUUAAUCCAAAGAUUAGUAUUUGGAAUACUGGCGGAGAAUCAACUUCUUCUUCAAACCCCGUAGCAAACAUCUUUCAAUCAUUACCCCCACUUUUAAGUACAAUUCAAGAGCAAACGGGAAUCACCCCACCUUCUUGGGUGGCUAAUAUGCCCAUUACUAGUGAUAAAUAA
This is a messenger RNA of Funneliformis geosporum, 1263 nucleotides long. The record is from the annotation of a GenBank genome assembly. NCBI's taxonomy places the organism in Eukaryota, Fungi, Glomeromycota, Glomeromycetes, Glomerales, Glomeraceae.